Messenger RNA from Dermacentor andersoni, 2136 nucleotides. RefSeq names its product small ribosomal subunit protein mS39. Gene Ontology annotation, molecular function: protein binding; ribosomal small subunit binding; rRNA binding. Gene Ontology annotation, cellular component: mitochondrion. The record is from RefSeq and is a predicted model, not a curated record. Lineage: Eukaryota; Metazoa; Arthropoda; Arachnida; Ixodida; Ixodidae. Gene Ontology annotation, biological process: mitochondrial translation.
GUUGUAACGCCAUCGACAUCGCAAAGCGAAAGCAUGGCUGCCCGCACAGCGCUUACAUGCCGCGAGUAUGCCAACACCAAGAAACUGCUGUAUGUUGCACGUAACUUGCCCAAAAGAUUCGCAUCUACGCAAACGGCACCCAGUACAUCGUCUGCAGAGACACUCGUAAGCGGUUAUGUGUCAACAGAUGGUUCGGAAAAGCAGACAAUCGUAAUUCCAAAGAGGAUUCACAGGGGUCCGACAGAUAUACUGAAGGCACUUGCGUCUACAGUACAGCGGGAUUUCACGGCACCUCAUUACAAGUAUCACGACGACCCGUUCUUCAUCCCAGCAAGCAAUGUGGCCAAGAGGACGUACGCACUUGCGAAAGAAUCGGGUCGGAAAGCGGCAAAGUAUUUUCUAGACAAGUAUCCAGACAGCUUCAUCCACAAUCCCGCUCAACCUAAUGUCGAGGCAUUUAACCCAAAAAAGAAGUACACUGCUGAGACCGAGGUUGAAGAGAGCGACCUCGCAGCCUGUAUUGAAAAUGUCGAUCUCGACAGCGCUGUCAUUGUGUACCAAAACCUCAAAACAAAAGGCGCAGCGCUCUCCCAAGAUGUCCUGCAGUCGUUUCUGGAGUUGCUGUGCUUCUACAACUGUAAGCAACCACUUGACGAAGACUUGACGGAGGAAAGAUGGCAACGUCAGAUGGCCCCCAGGGAGACAAGGAAGUCAUGGAAAGAUGGUGGCCUAGCUGAACAAGUUUUUGACAGCAUUGAGAACAAAGAUGGGAGAGCCUAUGCUGCUUUGAUCCAAGGAAUGGCAAAGCACUACCAUGUCGACAAGGCCUACGAGUUGUUUCAGGAAAUGGUCUCCAAAGGAAUGACACCUCCACUUGAUGUGUACAACAGUCUCCUAAGUGUGGUUCCAUUCCUCAGAGAAAGCUAUGACAGCCGGUGGGAGCUGGCAAGGGAGAUCAUGCAAGGUAUCGAGAGGAAUCGUCUCAAGCCUAACAUCACCACCAUGAACACCGUCCUUGAAAUCGUGUCGCGGUUUGGGGCCUCCCCGUCUGCGAGAAAAUACGCCCUGCAGGUCUUCUCCGAAAUGAAGCACCUUGGCAUUGAACCAAGCCUUGCCAGCUACUACUACCUGCUCGUCAUUUUCUGCAAAACUCGAGGUGCGCCGAGCACUAUCCUACACAGCAUCAUGAAGGAGAUUGAGAACAAGUCCUUUGAGAUGAGAGAUCCCAAAGAUGUUUUCUUCUUUGUGAGUGCAAUGGAUGUGUGUCACAACCAUCUGCUUGACAAAGACCUGGCUUACAAGGUUCACGAGCUGCUGAACUAUGGCACUAACUACAAUAUGAUUGGAGAUUCUUUCAAGGAGUCAAUAUACUACCAGAACUUCUUCAAGCUGCUUUGCUCCACGGAGAACAUUGACGUCUUUUUUGACAUGUACAACAAGUACGUCCCCAAUAUCUACACGCCCGAGCCGAGCGUUGUGUGCGAGAUUAUAGAAGCUGUCGACCUGAACGACACAAUCCAUUAUGUGCCGCAGUUGUGGACAGAUAUCGUCCUCUUCAACCACCACGAGAGAACAAAUGUUGUCAAAGCUAUGCUUUCUGUAAUGGCCAAGGCAAAGCGACCAGAAGAUAUCCAGAAACAGUUGGCCAUGAUUGCUGUUGACAUCAAUGAAAGGUGUGACAUACCACAACCAAGGCGGCGGCUCCAGUCCAUUGAAUGGACAGGACAAAUGUUUGGUGACAUGAUGACAGUGUUCUUGAACACGAGGGACAGGCUGCCCGACGCUUGGGCUGUUAUGCAAAAGUUAGACCGUGAACAACACAGGAUACUGGGCUACCCAAGUCAAGAGUGCUUGAAGAAUUUCUCCCAAGCAGCUCUCAACAACAAAGAUGAGGAAAAAGCAUUUUUCUGCGCAAGAUAUGCUGCUGAGAUUGGCUUUACAGAUGUUGGAGAGCACCUGCGACAGGGAGAAAACUUCAACAAGCUCUCUGACAAGCUCAAGGAAAAACUGAAAGCGCUACUGGACACAACUGUGCUCGGCUCUUCUGAAGACAAUGGCAAAGGAGAUUGAGACAUUGUUCAUUUGAUCUGUAUUAUAGCGCUAGCGAAAUUAAAGAUGGCUCAUUUUCACCCUGCA